Messenger RNA from Hemicordylus capensis (graceful crag lizard), 1029 nucleotides. RefSeq lists its product as uncharacterized. Lineage: Eukaryota; Metazoa; Chordata; Lepidosauria; Squamata; Cordylidae. The transcript is spliced from 3 exons. The record is from RefSeq and is a predicted model, not a curated record. Bases 1 to 855 code for a protein of 284 amino acids.
AUGCAAAACCCCUCCUCUGCUGCCAAGAGAGCAGAGAAAGGCGACCGAGUUCCAAACCCAAACCGCAACAAUCCCAAACUGGGCUCCUCGAGGCUGGUCAGUUUCUACCUGGCCAAGCUGCUCCAGGCUGGACCCCAAACGCCCUCUGCCCAUCAGCUCCAAGGCGGGGCGGGGGUGCUGGUGGAUUUCUCUCCCCCCCCGCCCCGCCCCGCGUGCCCCUCAAUUUUCGUGUGGCAAGCCUCACCCCGCAACGAGCCCCGCUCCCCCUGCCAAGAAUGCCUCCUCUGCGCCCAUCCAGGCGGGGAGGCGGCGGGGGGGGGAGCUGGGUCCAGGACCGCGGGGGGCAGGACACGGGGGGCAGCCACCUCUCGGCUCCUCGGGGCGUCUUCCAACCAGGGAAGCCCCUCCGACUUUUGUGCCGGCGCAUCGGCCGGUGAGCCGCGCGGAGGGAAUCGGCUGCUGCGCUCUGCGAGGCAGUUGGGCGCCUCCGAGGCGGCCACGAAGCCCGCCGGAGCGGCACCCGCCAGCCCGCCCUCCCGCGCGCCCCUACCUGCCCGCGCCGCCGCCGCCCGCUCCGCGUCUGCUGGAAUGCAUGACUCGUCCCGGCAGCCCAGCCCGGCGCAGGAAGCCUCCUCGCCUCGCCUCUCCUCUCCUGCUGCUGCCGCUGCACAGACGUCCCCGGCGGCGGAGGGGGCGGUUUUUCAAAGAUGGAGUCUUUCCCAGGCCUACCUAGUGAUGCUGCCAGUGGUUAAACCUGGGACCUCCUUCAUGCAGAGUGGGUUACCUGCCACUAAACGACGGCCUCAUUUCCAUCAUAAAGCACCAUGGGAUGAAACGGGCUGGGAACUCAGCUGACGUCUGUUGUGUUUUUGCUGCUGUUUUGGUUUAGUUUUUUUUAAAGUGUUGUGUGUAUUUAGUUUUGUUUUGUGUGUGGCUCUUUUGAAUCGGCUUGUUGUGUGCUGCCUUGAGCCUCUCCAUGUUUGGAGGGGAACAGCAGGGUGCAUGCUUAAUAAAUAAAUAAAUAGAUGA